This is a messenger RNA of Theobroma umbraticum, 1062 nucleotides long. RefSeq names its product FASCICLIN-like arabinogalactan protein 21 precursor (gene FLA21). The record is from RefSeq and is a predicted model, not a curated record. Lineage: Eukaryota; Viridiplantae; Streptophyta; Magnoliopsida; Malvales; Malvaceae.
AUGGCCUUUUCUCCAAAUUGGUGGCGUGCACCAGUCUACUUCACCGUCUCUGUUUUGUUGGCUUUCUUAGCAAUCUCCACAGCGCUACGCUCACUUCCCAAAGAUGAACCACUACCUACAGAAUCGACCACAGCUCCAAUCUUUUUGGAAGCCUCUGGCGCAUUAAGAAGAUCAGGGUUUAACAUCAUAGCCGCCCUCCUUCAAAUCACCCCUGAAAUCUUCCUUUCUUCUCCGCACUCAACAAUCUUUGCAAUGCCGGACUCUUCCAUUGCAAACGCCUCUCAAAAUUCUUGGCUCUUGAAGCAUCUUUUUCAGUAUCAUACCUCUCCUCUUCAGCUUUCCAUGAAUGAUCUCUUGAACAAGCAUCAAGGAAGUUGCUUCCCUACCCUACUUCGUCGAAAGAAUGUCGCGAUAACUAAGGUUGAUACGAAAGAAAGAGUGGUAGAGAUCAAUCAUGUGUUGGUUUCACAUCCGGAUAUCUUUCUUGAAGGGCCCUUAACGAUUCAUGGUGUUCUUGGUCCAUUCACUUCAAUGGAUCCUCAAAAUGUUGAUCAGGGUUGGGAUCAUAUUCAAUCACCUAUAUGUGAUUCUAAUCUUAGAUUGGUUUCGGAGGCUAUUGACACCAAGAACGUGGUUGAAUGGACAUAUAUUAUCCGUUUGCUAAGCUCGAAGGGAUUCGUUUCUUUUGCAAUUGGCCUGAAUUCUGUUCUUGAUAGGAUUCUUGAAGAUAAAAUGAACUUGAGUUCUGUUACAGUCUUUGCUCCACCAGACUUUUCGUUUGUAGCAUCUCCUUCAGCUUUGCUUGAUAAAUUAGUGAGGUUUCAUAUACUACCUCGAAAGUUCACCUAUAAGGAACUUGCUUCUUUGCCUGCUAAUGCAUCACUAAGUACUUUAAUUCCUGAUCGUGAUCUUGAGAUAUCUGGGGGCGUCAAUGUCACACAAGAAUUGAUCAUUAAUGGAGCUAAGAUUGUUGCACCAAAUAUCUUUCUAUCCAAGAAGUUUGUGGUCCAUGAAAUUUCUCAAGUUUUCCAACUGGCUGAGCUUCCUAAGACCUCUAGCUGA